UCUCUUCCUCUUGAAAUGAAAUCUAAACACCCAGUAGUCUUGUUUAACUUUUCUCGAAGCCCUUCUACUUACAUAUAUUAGUUUUUGCAGCGUGUGAAAAAAACAAGAGUUGAUAGAAAAUGAGAGCAGGAAUUUGCAGUGUACAGCAAGCUCUAACUCCUGAGGCUGUAAACAUAGUGAAACAAGCUGUUAGUCUUGCUACAAGACGAGGUCAUGCCCAAGUGACUCCUCUCCAUGUAGCAAGUUCUAUGCUUGCAUCUUCUGCUAGUCUUCUUAGAAGGGCUUGUCUGCAAUCUCACUCUCACCCACUUCAAUGUAAGGCCUUAGAGCUUUGCUUCAAUGUUGCUCUCAACAGGCUCCCAGCUUCGAGCUCCAGCCCUCUUUUAGGCCCUCAUUCUCCUCUCCCUUCCCUUUCCAAUGCCUUGGUUGCAGCCUUCAAACGUGCGCAAGCUCACCAACGUCGAGGCUCAAUCGAAAACCAGCAGCAGCCUAUUCUUGCUCUCAAAAUAGAGUUAGAACAACUUAUAAUAUCUAUACUAGAUGACCCAAGUGUUAGUCGAGUCAUGAGGGAAGCUGGUUUCUCUAGCACCCAAGUGAAAAACAAUGUAGAGCAAGCUGUGUCUUUAGCAGUCUCCCCUCAAAGUCCUGGAACUAAACAUCCUAAUAUGUCUCACUCUCCUUCUUACACCCAUUUGAGGAAUAUGACAAUGGCUCGUGGGAAGCCUUCGGAUCAAGUUAAGAAUGAUCGAGAUCAUGUGACAAGCAUUAUUAUCAACACAUUGGCAAGAAAAAAAAGAAACACCGUGAUUGUAGGAGACUAUUUAAGCAGUAGUGAGGAUAUAGUUAAAGGAGUGAUGGAUAGGUUUGAGAAAGGACAUGUUCCUGGGGAUUUGAGGUAUGUGCAGUUCAUAAGUCUUCCUCUUGUGUCUUUGAGGAAUCUUAGCAAGGAAGAGGUUGAGCAGAAGCUUGCAAAGCUUAGGCGUCUAGUGAAAUGCUAUAUUGGUAGAGGGGUGAUUUUGUAUUUGGGUGAUCUCAAAUGGGUAUCAGAAAUUUGGUCAUGUGAUCAACAAAGGAGAAAUAAUUGGUAUUGCCCUGUGGAGCUCAUAAUCAUGGAGCUCAAAAGACUAGUUGAUGGUGGAAGUGGGGAACAUGAAGAGGGAGUAUGGCUCAUGGGCAUUGCAACUUUUCAGACAUACAUGAGAUGCAAAACUGGUCAGCCUUCUCUUGGGACCAUGUGGGAGCUUCAUCCUGUUACAAUCCCACUUGACAACUUGAGUUUAAGUCUCAAUCUUGAGAGUGAUUCUCAAUCUCAGUAUGGAAGUAGGGUAUCUUAUAAAGAUGGGUGUUGUUGGCCAGUACAAGAAACAAGUGAUGAUAAACAGCUAAUUACUGGUGCAGAUACUUCAAUAAUCUAUUUCAACAGGGAAGCAGCAAAAAGCAGUACACAUGAAAACAAGGAUACUUCAACAAGCUUGCCUUCAUGGCUACAACAGUACAAGGAAGAUACCAGAAGAAACCCCAUAGACAAUCAGGAAUGUGUUAAUGUUGUGGAUGUAUGCAAGAAAUGGAACUCGUUUUCCAGUUCAUCAAACAAACAUCCCCAGAACACAGUUGAUAAGAAGGUCAUAAACUUUUCUUCACCAUCUCCUUCUUCCUCCGCUUCAGUCUCUUCUCAUGAGCACGCCAGCAAUUUGAAUCAAACUGAUCAUAUAAGCUGGCCAGCUAUUCUUAAGCUGAAAGUAGAAAAAGUCCGACCAAAAGAACACCAGUUCUGGAUUUCUGAGAAUGAUGAAGGAGUUGAAAGCCAUUUGAGAAGUUAUCACGGUCAUGAGCAUAAUAAACCAGAACUUCUAUCCAAUCCUAACUCUAGCCCCAACUCAGCUUCUUCGAGCGAGGCUAUAGAGGAAGAUACCGAUGGCCUUAACAUGUUCAAGGAGCUAAAUUCCCACAACUUAAACAUUCUUUGCAAUGCAUUGGAGAAAAAGGUUCCCCAGCAUAAGGAGAUUAUUCCUGAACUUGUGAGGACCAUCCUGCAAUGCAGGUCUGGGAUGAAGAUAAAGAAAAGUAGUGAACUGAAACAAUACAGACAAGAAAAGGAAGAAACUUGGCUAUUCUUCUUAGGUGGUGAUUGUGAAGUCAAAGAAGCGGUUGCUAGAGAGCUGGCUAGACUUAUUUUCGGCUCACAAAGCAGCUUUCUUUCGAUCAGCAUGACUCAUUACUCGAUUCAAGAAUCUAGCAAGAAGAGGAGGCAGGAAAUGGAUAGUAAGUGCUAUGUAGAGAAACUUGGCGAAGCAUUGAAUGAGAACCCUCAUCGUGUAUUUUUCAUGGAAGAUAUGGAUCAAAUUGAUUCCUUUUCUCAAAAGGGUAUCAAGCAAACAAUUAAGAGUGGAAAUAUAACACUUUCCGGUGGGGAGACUGUUCCUCUUAAGGACGCCAUUGUCAUUUUCAGCUGUGAAAGCUUCAGUUCAGAGUCAAUACCACCAUGCUCUCCCUCUACAAGGCAAAAAAAGACCAGUGAAAACGAAGAGAAGGAAGAUAAGAACAACCAGGGACUCGUCUCUCUAGAUUUGAAUAUUUCCAUUGAAGAUAAUACCAGCAGUGACGAGAGUUCAGAUGAAGAUAUCGGAAUUUUGGACUGCGUCGAUAGGCAAAUUGUUUUCAACUCUCAAGAAGUGUAGAAGUAGGGGAUGUUAGGUAGCUAAGUUGAUAGUUCUGCGUGCAUGCAUGGCUGGUUAAAAUUUUCUUUUUAGGAAAUUUUACAUUUUUUAUCCUAAAGAUUUGUGGGGUGGGAAAGAAAAAAUUUAAACUUACAAAUGGGUAUAGUAAUGGUGAGAGGAUUCUGGGAAAUUUUCAAGGAUUAGGGGCAAAAA
This is a messenger RNA of Carica papaya (papaya), 2870 nucleotides long. RefSeq names its product protein SMAX1-LIKE 3-like. NCBI's taxonomy places the organism in Eukaryota, Viridiplantae, Streptophyta, Magnoliopsida, Brassicales, Caricaceae. The record is from RefSeq and is a predicted model, not a curated record. Gene Ontology annotation, molecular function: ATP hydrolysis activity; ATP binding.